Sphenostylis stenocarpa is the source of this 1074-nucleotide messenger RNA. The record is from the annotation of a GenBank genome assembly. NCBI's taxonomy places the organism in Eukaryota, Viridiplantae, Streptophyta, Magnoliopsida, Fabales, Fabaceae.
AUGACUCUCCAUUCUGUUUUAGGCAACAGUGAACAAAAUUCAGAAAGCAGUGUUGAUGUUGAAAACUGCGCUGAUAUGAACUGGGAUGAGCUUGGAUUUAGUCCAGUUCCGACAGAUUUCAUGUAUGUCAUGAAAUGUGCAAAAGGAGACGAGUUUUCCCAAGGAUCCCUCGUUCCCUAUGGAAAGAUAGAGUUCAGCCCUUUUGCCACGAUAUUAAACUAUGGACAGGGAAUCUUUGAGGGGCUUAAGGCAUAUAGAACUGAAGAUGGGCGUAUACUUCUGUUUAGACCUGAGGAGAAUGCCCGACGAAUGAAGAUAGGGGCAGACAGAUUAUGCAUGCCAUCCCCAUCCGUAGACCAAUUUGUUACUGCUGUAAAACAGACAGCUGUUGCCAACAAACGUUGGGUGCCUCCGCUAGGGAAAGGGUCACUGUACAUUAGGCCAUUGCUCAUGGGAACCGGAGCUUCUUUAGACGUGGCUCCUUCACCUGAGUACACACUACUUAUUUAUUGUUGUCCAGUCACUAACUACCACAAGGGUUCACUAAACUUGAAAGUGGAGAGUAAGUUCUAUCGAGCAAUAUCUGGCACUGGUGGGACCGGAGGGAUCAAGAGUGUUACCAACUACGCCCCUGUUUAUGCUGCAACCACUGCAGCGAAGGCCGAUGGAUUCUCUGAUGUCUUAUUCUUGGACUCAGCAACUGGAAAAAACAUAGAAGAGGUUGCUGCAUGCAAUGUGUUUGUUGUGAAGGGUAAUAGUAUCUGCACUCCGGAAACAAAUGGAGCCAUCCUGCCUGGGAUCACACGAAAAUCCAUCAUUGACAUUGCCUUAGAUUUGGGCUAUCAGGUCAUGGAACGUGCCAUAUCAGUGGAGGAAAUGCUAGACGCUGAUGAAGUGUUCUGCACAGGGACUGCUGUUGUUGUCAACUCUGUUUCAUCUGUAACCUACAAGGAAACAAGAGUUGAAUUCAAAACAGGACCAGAAACAUUGUCCCAAAAGCUGCGCAAAACACUGGUUGGAAUUCAAACUGGGUGUAUUGAGGACACAAGGGGGUGGACAAUUCGAAUAGAUUGA